UGUAAUUAUGUUUAUGUGUUGUUUAUUGAAUGUCGUAUUGCACUUUGUGUUUGUGUCCGUGUGGUGUAUAUCGUUACAAAUGUAUUUGGUGGAAAUAUCAAUUGUGUAAUUAGCUUGCUAACUGACGUUUGGCGGGAUCACGUGACUCCCUCCAAACAGAAAUCGAGGUUGUGUUUGGGUCGACCUGCGUGGUGUAGAAAAUCAAGCUCGUGGCUCUUGGGUGCCAAUAGACCAAAUGCGAUAAACAGUAGACAGAAGUUAAAGUAGUUCGUUUAAUGGCAAUCGAUAUUCACGAAGGGAACAUGAAAUCAAAUUCGGUUGUUCCUGAAGCCUGACAUCAAGAAAAUAGGAAGAUAUCGUACCUGGUAUAAUAGGGGUCACCGAAAGCACAAAAUAGGCUGUGCAUUCCAAUAUGGCUGGCUUAUUUUCUAACGCGUCAGUUUUUUUUCACAUAAAUCUUUAUUUUAUGAUAUGUUGUACAUCAUUGUGUGCUUCAUUGUGUAUAUAUUUAUGCCAGCGAUUUUGAUUUGACGUGUGCCAUAUUGAACUUACUAUUUCAUAUAUGUGUGCGCACUGUGACGUCUUGCAGCAGAAAAGCAUCCAUGGCAAAGUGUUGAGUUUUCAAAGUGCAAGAUGCAUCGGCCUCGAAGACUCAAGAUCACAGACCUGAAUCCACAUCUGAUUUGUGUCUUAUGUGGUGGAUAUUAUAUUGAUGCUACAACCAUCAUUGAAUGCUUACAUUCAUUUUGUAAAGCAUGUAUCGUGCGUUACCUUGAGACAAACAAGUACUGUCCCAUCUGUGAUGUGCAGGUCCAUAAAACAAGACCACUUCAGAAUAUACGGGCUGACCAGACACUGCAGGACAUUGUCUACAAGCUGGUGCCUGGCUUAUUUCAAAAUGAGAUGCGUUGCCGGCGAGAAUUCUAUGCUAAACAUCCUGAAGCCCAGCCAACAAGCUGUGUAGAUCAGGGAGAAAUCAGUGACCAGUCGCACAUUUAUACACCUGAUGAGGCCAUCAGUUUGUCUCUUGAGUAUUUUAGACCAACUGUGCCAGAUAAGGAGGAAUUCCAUACAAAGCGAUAUCUUCGGUGUCCUGCAGCUGUGACAAUAGCACAUCUGCAGAAACUGAUACGAGCCAAGUAUGGGCUUUCGCCAGAACAUCGUGUGGACAUUAUGCACAUGGAUGAUACACUCAGUGAAGAAUUUACACUUAUGGAUGUGGCUUAUAUCUACAGGUGGAGAAGGAAAGGCCCACUUCGCUUGAGUUACCGAAUUUUUGAGUAUUGUGAAUUGAGCAGCAAGAGAAUGAAACUGGAUUGCAGCACUUCUGCAAGUGCAGUGACAGCGACAUCUGCCAAAGAAGAGGAUGAAGUGACUGUAAAGAUGGAACCAAUGGAUGUUGAUAUUAUGAAGACAUUGGGUGAAUCAAAGCAUGAGAUGUUGCAGAAUACAAAAGAGGUGAAGAACAGUGUUUCAAAGGAAGAGAAUAAUAAUAAUGGCACUGGAUCAUGGAAAGAAGUUCAAAUUCAAAUCAGUGAGAAUGGUGUUAUGAGUGUGACAGACAUUACAGUGCCACCUGUGAUUGAGAAUAACAAUAACACGAUGACAAACUGUAUUCCAAUGUCAGAUGAAGGCUCCAAAAUCUCCUUAAUUCUGUGUGGUAAUGAAACAAAAAUAGACGUCCCUGAAGGAGUUCAAAAGCAAUCCAAACACGCUAUGUCUAAAGAAUUUGAACAUUGUAAGUCUAAUGUUACUGAAGAAAUAUCAAGAAUACCAGUAACAGUUUCAUCAGCAGUUACAACUUUAUCAACCACAUCAAUUCAUAUCUCAUCAGCUGCAGCAGGUACAACAGUAACAGCACCAUCACUAUCGAAGACACUUGUUGAAUGUAAAAAGCAUGAAUCUGUGAAGACAUCAACUGAAAGUGUCGCCAGAUCAUCAGCAGUAGAAACUGCUAUAACAAAAAAUUCCACAGAUGCAGAUUAUCCUACAAAGCAAAGUGAUGUGCUGCUACCUAUCCCAAUAACCUCAGCUCCAUCAAGCUCACCUUUGGCAUCCCCCCCUGUGUCAUCGUCAGGUGUUAUUUCUGGUGUUGCCUCAUUGCAGCAAAGGAAUGAACUGACUGCAUUCAACAAGAAGCCAGCAAACAGUAGCAAUAAAAACAUUAAGCCUAAUUGUCCUUUACCUGAAACCCAAGUUUCUGGUGUACCAUCACAUCUUAAACAUCCACAAAUUACUCAGUCACAACCACUAGCAUUGAAAGUUGGGCAGAUAUCAUCUUCCUCAAGUGGUAAGGAAGUGAGUAAGGCAAAUGAUGAUGUUGCUAUUUUUACUAAGAGAGAUACACCGAAGAUGGCAGUUGUUGCUCCUACUCAGUCAAUGUCAACAAAUUCUGCAGGCAGCAGAAAACCUAUGAAUUCAAACAGUAGCUCAUCUUCUGUUGGCUACAAGACACUGAAAACACCACCCAAAAGUUGGAAUCAGAGUAUUACCAGGUUGAGCUUCUUAUCCUCUACCAAAAAUAAUACAUAUAUGACGAAUACAUCAGGUGUGUCAUGUGAUGGACGGAAGUCAGGUGAUUUGGCAGGUAAGGGUGUUGAUAGUUCUGGUGCAGUUAGUUCAGGCAGUAAAGCCGUGGGUUGUGGAAACAAUACUGUUCCAGCAAAACCAAAUAGGUUUUUCAAAAUGCGCAAUAUACCUCGAUACCUUGGUAACCCUUCCUCUGGAGUUAAACCAAUGUAUCAGGUUGCCUCAUUAAACAAACAGGAAUUGGUAACACAGACUUCUCUUCAAACUUCAGCUGCAAAGCCAAUGUAUCAUGUCGCUUCUUCUACAAAUCAGCAUAGCACUCUUCCUCCACAUAGCUCAGCUGGAAACCUCAAGACAUUGUAUCAUAUAUCUGGUUCAGUUGGGAGUAAUAAACUUGAUUCUGCAUCUCCCACACAUACAUGUUCAAAGCCAGUCACAACUGGAUGUCAUGUUGGGAAUCAACAAGGUAAUAAGGUGGAUUCUAAUGUCCCUCUCCCAGUUGUUUCACUGUCAUCAGGAGUUAAACAGGUGUCACAACCAGGUACAAAUCCACAACAGAUUAAUAAACUAGACUGCAGUAUUUGUACGCAGUCUGUUACUCAGACAACUACUGAUACAAAGCCAGUUUCUUCUAGUAUUUCGGGUUCGGAGCAGCAGCAUUGCAAUAAAAUUGAAGAUUCUGGAACCUCAGUGCACAUAACACUUGCAUCUUCCUCAGUGAAGUCCAUGCCUUCCAUGUGUUCUGCCCAUUCAGGUGGUCCAUAUGUUUCCAGUGCAUCUUCCAGUGGAAAAUCCAGAGGGGGCAACAAUAAUAAACAAGAAUCUGGGGCAUCACUCAUCUCGGGAAUAAAAUCCACUCAUCAGAUAGGAUCACUCAUGCCAAAUAAACAAGAUUCUGUAACUCCUCCAGUAUCAAAACAUGGUGGUGUUACCCUGAUGAAAAUUGACCCCAAAACACUGAGUCCAAUUGUUGGAGCAACCUCUUCUCCUGGCACACCGCCUCUUCCUCUUUCUCCAUCUCCUCAGUCUUCUAAUCCUCCUCCAUCUUCCAUGACACCACAGAACCUCAAAACACACACUCCACAGUUCCCUCUACCAGCACAUUCUAAUUCAAACAGAAGUAUUGCAUCACCAAAUAAUCCACUAGGUUCCCCCUUCCUUCCCAGUCUUCUUUAUUCAAGUUUUCCUUUCCCUAAUAUGGGUGUUGGGGUUGGUGGCAACCGUAUGGGAACAGGUCCACCCCCAUUAGUUCGUGCUGGAAGUGGAAUAGGUCUUGGAGCAUACCAUCCCCUUCCUCCUUCCAUCAACAUGCUGUUCAAUCCUCAUCAUCGUUCUCAUACACACAAUUCCACAACACCAGGCUCCCAGUCUGGUGUACCACUUCCUGCUGUGCAGAGAGUACCAGCUUCAAACCCCCAGCAUAAAAGCAAUUCCAGUACUAACAACUCUUUCAGCUCUAAUUGUAGCAUUAGUACUCCAGGAUCAAGCAAACCGCCCACUAAUAAUGCAGCAGGGCAGGUUUCCUCUCAAAAUGCUACUCAUCAGAGAACGCCGCCUCCUACGUCCCACUCUCCUUCAGCAAGUCAGCAGUUGAAGUUAUUCACAUCUCAGUCAUUGUCAAGCCAGAACUCCACGACGACCCAGGUACAAUCAUUACAGGCAGUGACAGUGACUGGAACCAGCCGUGAGAAGGCAGCAGAGGGAAACCUCCAGCAGAAGACAGUUGCAGAUGGUAGUGCUGUUCCUGUUGCAAGAACAGUAAAUGGAGAACAAAGUUCUGGGGAAGUGCUGGGGAAGAAGUCUGAUAAUGGGACAGUUAAUGAAAGUAAUGCUGAGGGUGGAGAUAAGAACAACGGGGAACAGGGUAGCAGCAGUAGUAGUAAUAGUAGUAGUAAGGCCAGUAGUUGCAGUGGUGGUGGGAGUGUGGCAGAACAGGUUAAUAGUAGUAUAAGUAAUUCAUGCUCCAAAAGCAAAACCUUCACAGAAGGCAGUGAAAGUGAAAAAGGAUGUACAGGGAAAAGGGAUGUACCAGGUGUAACACAGAAUCAAACAAAACUGAAGCAGGAUACCAGAGAAACGGGUAGUGAUAAAGGAAAUGAUAUUGAAGAAGCUGUAGAAAUGAAAAAGCAGCUGGAAAAGACAUGAAAUAUUGCUGUUUUGCAACUAAUUAUUUUAUUGAUUCUAAUUAUUGUCAUGGUAUUUAAGCAAAGGUAUGUUUUUAACUCAAUAUUACAUAAAUAUAACACAGUUAUUAUAUAUGUUGCCUUCCAUAUAACUGGAUGGCCCGUUGCAUCAAGACCAGUUUUAAUUUAUUUGCUAAUACAAGAUAUUCUUGCUGCUUAUUAUUGACAGGUUUAACUAAUCAGGGAUAUUGAUGAUUACAUUGAUUGUUGUAUGCAUUGUUAAAGUGUCAGAAGGUGGUUUGGUGCAGCUGGCUAUGGUACACUGAAUCUACAAAUUGUUAAAGAGGAUAACCCUCCAUGGUAGUUGACAAUCAAGUGCAAUCCAAAUUGCUGUUGCUGUUUGGGGUGUAUGAUACAGAAAUAAUCACUAGUCUGUAUAUUAUUAAAAGUUGGGCAUUGACAUUUUAGGUACUGUAAAUUCAAUUUUAAUGCUCGUGUGAUUAAAAUAUAUUUUGGAACUGUUAAAUGUGAUAAUGUUUAUUACAGUUGAAGGGAUUUUCUGUUCAGUAUAUACUCAUAAUUCAUUAAGAAGGCGUUAAGAUUUAAGAACUCGUGUUAAACUAAUGUAUGAAAGUGAGGCACUGGUAAUUUGAAACCACAAGACGAUACUGCUAGAGUAAUGCUGAAUUGUUAAUGCAUGAGGAAAGUCCUGCAUUUACCAUCAGCUUGCAAGAAGGAAGAAUGUACUAUAGCUGAGAGGUAUUUAUGUUUCUAGAAAUGAUGGUUCAAGUGGUAACACUGUUAGUAAUCAUAAAUGUACAAAUAAGAUUGCCAGGUGCCUCUUUAUUUGGGAAAGUAUUAUAAUAUACUUGCAGCUGAAGGUGAAUUGAAAUAUUGAAGGAAAGAAGCAUUUUCUUAUAAAUAUUUCUCCAUCAUAUGCUAGGACAAGAUGAAUUAAAAUUCUAUUAAGUAAAUUAAGUAAUGCUUGAUCUUUGUAGUUCAUGUUUAAAUUUAGUAUACACUCUUUGUUUCUAUCUUGAAUGGGCGCGAAUGUGCCGUGAAAGUUUUUACAUUAGUCUAAUUUUACUGUCACUUUUUUCUGUAAGUAAAGUAACUUGGAGUAGUAGGCAGGAUUACUGGUAACAAAACUGGAAGUAAAAGUGAAACAUA
Messenger RNA from Cryptotermes secundus, 5822 nucleotides. Its product is annotated as polycomb group protein Psc. Bases 634 to 4674 code for a protein of 1346 amino acids. The transcript has 6 exons. NCBI's taxonomy places the organism in Eukaryota, Metazoa, Arthropoda, Insecta, Blattodea, Kalotermitidae. The record is from RefSeq and is a predicted model, not a curated record. Gene Ontology annotation, molecular function: promoter-specific chromatin binding. Gene Ontology annotation, biological process: negative regulation of transcription by RNA polymerase II. Gene Ontology annotation, cellular component: PRC1 complex.